UUUAGAAAUCAACACUAGUACAGAAAGAUUAGUCGUAUAUGAGAAUCUUACAGAAUAAGAUGGAAAAUAACGGUUCAUUCGACGGUGCAGACAGAAUAAGAGAAGAAGCUAGUGAGGUGCCGCUUAUCGUCAAUGAUCACAAUGUGAUUGAUGAUUGGCUCGAUACUAACAAUAGUCAGCUGUCCCAAUUUCAGCAAGAAAAUAAUUCUACCUCUUCGCCUCAGGGAGUCUCAUUGGACUUAACGGAAUUUUUGUUGUUUCGCCCAAGGCCUGGCCCGAAUUCACUAGCAGUCAUUGAGGACGACGCGCCGAACGACUUACGAGAAACAGAUUUCAGCGGAGAUGGUUCCACUAGAAACAUCAUUAACACAGAAACUAAAGACGUAGAAGAAAAAGUUACCGAGGGUGAUGCAAAUGAAUUGGAAACGCAAAUCGACAGCGAAUCCGUCAAGGAAAAUGAAAUGGGAACGAGCACUGUUAUCUUGGACUCGGACGCGACGACGAGCAAUUGGUUGCCCGGGGAUCCCCGACCAUCGACGUCGUCACCCAACUCGAUGCCGCGCCACAACUCCUUCAAGUCCACUUCGACGAACAAUAGCAACAGUGAGGGCGCCCAGGACAAGCCCUACCCCUGCAAUCUGUGCAAUAAAAGUUUCACCCGUAAACAAAGUCGUACGCGACACAAGCUCAAAUACAUCGGAAAGAAGCCCUACCCCUGCGACCUGUGCAAUAAUAGCUACGAUUACGAACGCAAUCUUAAGCGACACAUGCGCACCCACACCAAGAAAAAACCCUACACCUGCCCCGAAUGCGGCCAACAGUUCAGCACGUUCGACGAAAUGAUAAACCAUCGGCUCAUCCAUCCAUUCAAGUGUCGACUAUGCGAGUACGCAACCCGUCGCAAAGAUUGGCUCAGCAACCACAUGAAGACUCACUCUACGGACAGAGUCUUAGGCUCGUCGUCGUCGUCGGGAGCAAUCCCAGCAGACUCGAAGAUACCGACUUACCGCAAUUGGUCGCCCGGGAAUCCCCGUCCAUCGACGUCGUCGCCCAACUCGAUGUCGUGCCACAACUCGUUCGAGUCCGUCACGACGAACAAUAGCAACAGUGAGAGCGUCCAGGACGGGACCUUCCCCUGCGACCUGUGCCAUAAAAGUUUCACCCGUAAACAAGAUCGUAAGCGACACAAGCUCAAAUGCAUCGGGAAGAAGCCCUACCCCUGCGACCUGUGCAAUAAUAGCUACCCUUACGAACGCAAUCUUAAGCGACACAUGCGCACCCACACCGAGAAAAAACCCUACACCUGCCCCGAAUGCGGCCAAGGGUUCAACAGGUCAGACGUCAUGAACACCCAUCGGCGCAUCCACACCGAGGAAAAACCCUACACCUGCCCCGAAUGCGGCCAAGGGUUCAACAGGUCAGACGUCAUGAACGCCCAUCGGCGCAUCCACACCGAGAAAAAACUCUGUACCUGCCGCGAAUGCGGCCAACAGUUCAGCACGUUCAAAGAAAUGAUGGACCAUCGGCGCAUCCACACCGUCCAGAAGCCUUACAAGUGUCAACUGUGCGAGUACGCAACCCAUCGCCAAGAUGGACUCAGCAGCCACAUGAAGACUCACUCUACGGACAGAGUCCCAAGCUCGUCGUCGGAAGCCAGACCGACCCGCCCAGGUUCGAGUCGAGCUAGCCCGGCUACGAGGCCGGCCUCCAAUCACUCCAACGAGCAGCAACUUCGAGACCAAAUCCCAGCAGAACCUGUUCGUCAGGAGCAGCCCGAGGCAGCCCAGGCUCGAGUCGAAUUCGCCGGCAACGAGACAAUUUUGCCUCGAGACCAAAUUGCACCACAAGAAGAUCAAGAUGAAAUGUCGCAGCCUGACCACGAUGGUGAACCCAUUGAACCAAGGUAUCAGCCAAACCUGUGAUAUCUGCGGAAAGACGUAUGCACAAAAGAGUGAUCUCAAUAGGCACGUACGAUCAUCGCCACAAGGUAUCACUCAAACCUGUGAUGCAUUCGGAAAUAAAUUCGCUCAUCAAGUCACUCUCCAAACCCACAUAAAGCAUUUACCUUCACGCUACGAAUGGAAAGAAAUUUAAAAAAAACCAAUCGCCAAACUCAUAAUAAUUCGAUGCAAUAUGGUAUCACUGAUAAGAGCUAUUCUAUGUGAGGAUAGACAUUGACACAAGGAGGAGCUUCGAAAACCCAAAUUUUUUUAUGAUGAAGUCUAAUGUUUCCAUUUAAUACUGAGCGGACUAGAGCCUCUUCUUAAAUUUUUUGAUGACUUUGGUAAAAAAUCCAAUAUUUACUAUUUGUUUAAAGCAAUUAGACGUAAACUCGGGUCAAUAACUUUAAAAAAACUCCGUUCACAAUAAUCUCGAUCAAUUUUACAUGUACAAUAUAAAACGGACUGUGAGAAUCAUUUAUAGAGCAUGUAAACA
Molecule: messenger RNA, 2436 nt
Organism: Trichogramma pretiosum
Lineage: Eukaryota; Metazoa; Arthropoda; Insecta; Hymenoptera; Trichogrammatidae
Product: zinc finger protein 883-like
Exons: 4
Coding region: 39-1922 (627 amino acids)
Source: RefSeq, a predicted model, not a curated record